Molecule: messenger RNA, 2901 nt
Organism: Brugia malayi
Lineage: Eukaryota; Metazoa; Nematoda; Chromadorea; Rhabditida; Onchocercidae
Gene: Bma-ptr-6
Product: Patched family protein
Exons: 17
Coding region: 1-2901 (966 amino acids)
Biological process (GO): endocytosis; molting cycle, collagen and cuticulin-based cuticle
Cellular component (GO): cytoplasmic vesicle membrane; plasma membrane
Source: RefSeq, a predicted model, not a curated record
AUGCGAUAUCAUUUGCCAACAUUGGAUAAGAAACUUGCAAAACUAUUUGCAUGGUACACAAGUAAUUAUCUUGUUGAUUACUAUCCUAUAUUUAUUGCUUUUCCAAUUUUACUUACGACUAUUCUUGGAAUUAGUUUUAUUUGGAUUAAUGAACUUACUUUACUUGAUGCUCGAAAAUUGUAUACGCCAACAUCAGCACCAGCAUGGAAAGAGGAGAAAAUUAUGCGAGAAUUAUGGCCUAUACGUUUUAAUGAAUUUUUGCCUGAAAGAACAUUUGAAUGGAAUCGUUUUUUGUAUGUAGUUAUACAUGGGCGCAAAUAUCCCAAUGGUACAUUUCCAAAUAUUCUCAAUGAUUCAUAUUUGAAUGAAAUUGAAUUAUUGGAAAAAAGUAUAGCAGAGAAUGUAUCAUGUGUAAUGAAAGAUGAAUGGCUCACUAAUGUUACAGCAAAUUUUGGUAGUAAAUUUUAUUUUCAGAAUUUAUGUUUGAAUUGGUAUGGAGAAUGUUAUCGUCAAACAAAUUUGAUCAAAUUACUUCAAAAUCGUUAUGAAUUAGAAAAACAUGGAAUUACUAUUACUUAUCCUCGUGCUAAUACCAAUGGAACACCGCUCUAUCUAGCAUAUAAUAUUGGUGGUGUACAGGUUGACGAAAAUGAUACAGUUAAGUCAGUGAAAGGUAUGCGAUUGUGGUAUUUUUUACGUUUUGAUCAGCCACAAAUUGAUGAAAUGGCUAUUGCUUGGGAGGAUGCUGCAGCCAAAUUUAUCACAGACAAUUUUGCCAAUAAUAAUUCAUUAAUUGAGAUUCACAUUCAGCAUUCACGGACAAUUGAUUUAGGCUUAACACGUAAUGCAAAUCGAUUAAAGCCUUAUUUUAUAGUUACAAUUGUUGUUUUGAUUCUUGUUAGCACUCUUAAUUCAAUGGAAUGGAAAUUUUGCAAUGAGAAUGGAAAAAUUUUUGUUCAAAUUGAUUGGCUUCGAUCAAAGCCAAUGCUUGCUAUUUGUGGUGUGUUAUCAUCAACAUUAGCAAUUAUAAGCGGUAUUGGCUUGCUAUUAUGGUUUGGAAUGUUUUUCGCUGAAAUAACUCUUAUAGCUCCAUUUCUUGUGCUUUCUAUUGGAGUAGAUGAUAUGUUCAUUACAGUGGGAGCAUGGCAUGAUGCUGAAAAAAUUUAUCCUGGAAAUGAUUAUGCUAGCCUGAAAGCUCGUAUGAUAAAUACAUUAUCAGAAUCAGCAGUUGCUAUAUUUAUUACCAGUUUUACGGAUGUUUUAUCAUUUGCAAUUGGUUGUUUUACGGAUAUUAUUGCUGUACGUGGAUUUUGCGCAAUGACUUCAGCAUGCAUGUUUUUCACAUUUUUUUAUCAGAUUACUUUCUUUGCUGCAAUGUUGGUUAUUAGUGAUAAAAUACAAAUGAUUGAGCGGAAUAAUUGUAUUCCAUGUUUGAAAAUUGCUGAUCAUAUUGAUAAUUCAAUGAAAGUUUGGAAUUUCACUGAAAAAAAUGCAAUUGGAAAUGAAAAUAAUAAAAAGUUAGAAAAUACAAAAUGUUAUGAUAAAGAGAUAAUCACAAGUGAUAAUCAUAAAUCAUAUCGUAGUGGUAAUGCUUACACGGAAAUAUUACCGGCGAAGACGAAAGGAUCAAAAAAAUUAUCGUCUAAAGCUAUGAGCGGAAUGAGAUUAUUUUUUCGGAAUAUAUAUGUCCCAAUUUUGUUAGACAAACGAACUAAAUGUAUCGUUCUGCUGCUAUUUAUCAUUUAUUUUAUCCUAGCAAUACAUGGUAUUAUGGGCAUGAAGCAAGGUUUAGAUUAUGAUAAAUUAUUAAUUGAAACGGAUCCGAUAGUUCGAACAAUAGCUGUUGAGCUUGAAUUAUUUCAUGGUGGUGAUCAGAUUAAUAUAGCUAUCGUAAAAGCGCCCGAUAUGACAAAACCAAUGAAUCGUAAACGUGUAGAUCAAAUGGUUCAUGAAUUUGAGCAUAUGAUUUUUGGAAUUGGACCUAAGGCGACACAACUUUGGACUCGAGAAUAUCAGAAAUAUGCUAAUAUAACAGGUGCAUACCUGUACAAUGAUCAUCAAUCCUGGGUGCAAGGAGUUUAUCAGUGGUCACAACUUUUUGCAUUUUAUAAAUUAUGGGCACAAGAUUUUGUUUGGGAAAAUGAGAAUGAUCCGCAAAAUUUAAGGAUGAAAUCAUUCCGGUUUCGUAUUGGUUUAUCAGCACUUAAUAAUCCAAGCGAUUUGAUAAUAGAAUCUCGUACUCUUCGAGAAAUUGCUUCAAAAUAUUCGGACAUGGAAAUUUAUACGUAUGAAUAUAGUCGGAUGAUUGCUGAUCAAUUAAAUAUUAUUUUACCAAAUACAUUAUUAAAUGAUAGCAUUGCAAUUAUUGUAUUAGUUAUUAUUUCACUACUAUUUAUUCCUAAUCCAAUAUGCACAUUUUGGAUUUUUAUUGCUAUCAUAACAAUUGAUAUUGGUGUAAUUGGUUUCUUAUCAUUAUGGAAUGUUAAGUUAGAUCCGAUAUCAAUGAUAACUCUGAUAAUGGCAAUUGGCUUUUCCAUUGAAUAUUGCGCUCAUAUCACAUAUGCUUUUGUGAGUAAUCCAAACAAAGUGACACCAUUUGAACGUUGCAUUGAAGCAAUGGAAAAGUUAGCUUUCCCAAUUAUAUACGGCAGCAUGUCAACAAUAUUUGGUGUUACAAUUCUAGCAUUCAUCAAUUCCUAUAUGAUACUUGUAUUUUUUAAAACAAUUUUUCUAGUAAUUAUUAUUGGUGUCUUUCAUGCUCUUAUUUUAUUACCUAUUAUUUUAUCAAUAACUGCACCAAUAAUUGAUCAAAUUACUCAAAAAUUUUGUGGUUUAGUUGAAAAUUUGAAUGAAAAAGACACUCAUACUUCUAUUCCUGAAAUUGUCAAUAAUAUUCAUUAA